Molecule: messenger RNA, 2601 nt
Organism: Punica granatum (pomegranate)
Lineage: Eukaryota; Viridiplantae; Streptophyta; Magnoliopsida; Myrtales; Lythraceae
Source: RefSeq, a predicted model, not a curated record
UUAGUUGUAGAUGUUUCAUUGGAGGUUCGACUCUUUUGCGCCUAUCGAUUAAUAGAGCUCCUAAGCAAUGAGAAUUCCCCAGUUACAGUCCUUAUGACCAAUAGUUUUGAACUGAAGAUUCGAAACUGACGUUUCCAUAUCCGGAAUAUUUUGCAUGUUUCUGUUAAGAGCAGAAUGCUAAACAAUAAGCCCCACCUGAUUGUCCAAAUCCUAAUAAACCAUAAAGAACUUUUGGCAAAAAAUCAGCAAAGUUCAUUCUUGAUUCUUGUUUGUACAACAUGGGAAUGAGUUAGGUGAUAUGUUAAUUUCUCCAGUGGGACCAAGAAAAUGUUUGGCUGUCUGUCACAAUUAGGGAAACUUCAAGGCAACAGGGCACAACUUACACCAAACGCUGUCUCCCUUUUUGUUUUUGGCUAGAAGAGGAAGGUUCAAGACUACGAGCUCAUCGGUUUUCAGGGAAUCAACUGUGAGAACUCACAACUACAGAAAGGCUGAACGACAAGUUGUCUUGGAAGCAAUGGUAAUCAAGUCCCGCACCCUGAGCUUUUCGGAUCAUAAUCUCGUAGAAUACCCGACGAUUCUGAAAAAGUUUGAUCUAGCCGAGCUUCGAUCUGCGACACGGAAUUUUAGCCGCAGGAACAUCUUGGCUCAGGGCAGAUUCGGUACAGUAUAUAGAGGAUUGUUGUCGGAUGGUUCUCUCGUGGCAAUAAAGAGACCAAAGAACGGGCACCUGCAGGAUAUGGAAGCUCGGUUCCUAACAGAAGUAAGAAAUGGCAGCAACAUGAUGGCCAGGCAUCCAAACGUGCUACGUUUGAUCGGUUUUUGUUGCACGAAGGACGCGCGCUUGCUUGUCUAUCCUCCAGUGGCCAGCAGAAGUCUGGCAUCCUGCCUGAGAAAAAGCCCCCCACUGCUUGACUGGGCAACCCGUAAGAAAAUAGCACUAGGAGUUGCAUAUGGGCUUGCCCAUUUGCACAGAGGACUUGUUCCAGUUCAUCGAGACGUCCGUGCAUCAAACAUAUGGCUUAAUGAGGAAUUAAAUCCAGUCCUAGGGGACUUUGGAUUGGAUCUUGCGAUGAGUGAGGAGGAUAUCGUUGGAGAGGAAGAGCACUGUCAGCAGAAGAAUGACGUUCUAGCAUAUGGGAACAUACUCCUUAAGCUCGUCACGGGAGAGAGGACGUUCUGUGUCGAUCAGGCUGCUGAAGAUGAUGUGGAUAUCUUCUUGGCCGUCGACUCGGUCAAGCGAGCUCUGAGAGGCCAUGUCCACGGUUUGUCAAGUGCGGUUGAUCCCAAUUUGCAGGGUUACUUUGAUGAAAACGAAGCCCAGCUACUGAUCAACUUGGGGUUACUCUGCAUACACCGCAAUGCAGCGAGGCGACCCGAGAUGUCUGAAGUGGUUAAAAUGCUCGAAGACGAGACACCCGCAGCUCUCCUGAGGACAAGCUUGAACAGUGAUGAAAACUUGCUGGAUUACUUAUCUGGUAAUCUAUCGCUACCGAAAAGGUUUACUCUGGAUGAGCUUCGGGUGGCUACACGAAAGUUUAGGCCCAGCAACUUCUUGGGUGAGGGGAGUUUCAGUACUGUUCACUGGGGAAAGCUAGCUGAUAGUUCUCUUGUAGCAGUGAAGAGAUUAAGGAGUGAUACUGCUGAGGAUGCGGAAAGACAGUUCGAAACAGAAGUCAUGAUCGGCAGCAACAGAAUGGCACAGCAUCCCAAUCUGCUUCCUCUCAUAGGAUUUUGCUGUGAAGCGAGCGAGAGUUUGCUAGUCUAUCCCUUGAUGAUCAAUAACAGUCUUGAGCAUCAUCUGAGGCGCAGUCGAGACCGAAACAAAUUCCCCCCUCUUGCUUGGCCGACAAGAAAGCUAAUAGCACUAGGAGCUGCAAGAGGGCUCGCUCAUCUGCACGACCAAUUUGUUCCCCCGAUUAUUCACCGAGACAUCUGCCCAUCGAACAUACUGCUCGAUAUGGGGUUUGAAGCAGCCGUGGGGGAUUUUGGGUGGGCGCGGCUCAUGAAUGAGGGAGAUACAGUGGAAGGCGCUAUAGAAUGGUCCUUCACCAAUGACUUUCCCUUCUCUCCUCACCUCUAUAGAGACACUUAUGUCAACACAAUUGUGCGUGGGACAAACGGAUAUAUUGCCUCUGAGUACAAGAACACCGGGAAGUGCUCACAGAAGAGUGAUGUUUUUGCAUUCGGGAAUUUGAUUCUGGAGUUAGUCACCGGGCAAAAGGCUGGACUUAUGAAGACUAGCUCGGGAAACUUGGAUUUGGUGAUGAACAGGGAUUUGCAGGGAGAUGUCGACAAGAUAAAUUGGGACUUGGACAGGAUAGUUGAUAAGGAGCUGAGCCGGGAAUACGACAGGGGAGAAGCAGAGCGACUCAUUGGCAUAGCAAAAAUGUGCACGAACUGCAACCCUUCUAUGCGGCCAAAGAUGAGGGAGGUGGUCAGAGCAAUUGAAGGCUGACAGCUAUUUCUCAGGGAUGCUCAUUUCUCAAGGCACAAGUUGCAGGACUUGUAACUCAUGAGUAGGUAUUUGGCUGUCGUUAGAUACUGGAAAUGUAUGUUCGUAAACAAAACUUGCAAUAAGAGAGAAUGUUUUCCCUUUAA